AUGUCGUAUUUUCAACCUUCUAAUAAGAAAAGUCCAAACUAUAUAUAACCUGAUAUCCAACAGACAAAUUAAAUAUAAUAACAUCAUGGGCCAUUGUACUAAUAACCUCAGGUUUAUUAAUAAUAUUAGGGAGGCUAUCCUCCUCAAGCAGGAAUCUAACCAAUUUAAUAUGGAGGAAAUCCUCAUAAUUAUGUAGUUGGGUAACCACCUUAAAAUGUAGUCUAUCCACAAUAUUAAGGAUAUCCUCCUACAUUUAACAAUGAAGCUAUUUAUCCUCUUUAGAUCAGUACUUAACAAGAAAGAAAUUUUAGGUUUUUUAUUUUCCUAUUUUAGUUUUAAAAACUUAUUUCAUGGAGGAAUUAUAGCAAAUAAUAAUAUAUGCAUAUACUGUUUUCGACCAUAUACACUUAUCUUAUAAAGAAAAAUAGGUAUAUCAACUUUCAUAGUAUUUCUAUUACUCUUAAUCUUUUUUUGGCCAUUGUGUUGGUUGCCAUUUGUUUUGAAGGAGUGUAAAGAUAGAUACUAUUACUGUUCAUCAUGUGGAAAAUUAAUUUAUAAAAGAUAAUGUAGUUUCAACAAUUGAA
Paramecium pentaurelia is the source of this 584-nucleotide messenger RNA. The record is from the annotation of a GenBank genome assembly. NCBI's taxonomy places the organism in Eukaryota, Ciliophora, Oligohymenophorea, Peniculida, Parameciidae.